CGUUCAGUGAUGAACAGUCCAUUUCGGUUUGGUUUUCGCUAGCUUGCUUGAAUGUUUGAGUUGCCACAGAAAACCAUCUUAUCGCGCAUUCCUGGUUAACCGAGCCAAAGGAAAACAMAAUUCUGUGCUCAGUCAGAGGUCGAAAACAUGGCCGAUGGUGGGCAUGGUUUCAGCUCAAAGAACWUGGGCCUUCGUGCACAGAAGAAGAUUCUUGGCAAAAUGGCAGGCAAAAACAUAGCAAAAGCAUUCGUUGACGACACAACAGGUGAACUACUSGAUAAUCUGUAUCGCAUCGCCAAGCUCAAUGGUUCAUCGAAGAAAGAUGCUGAGAAACUCAUCAAAAAUCUGGUGAAAAUAGUUGUAAAGAUCAGCAUUUUAUUCCGGAACGAUCAAUUCARYAAGGAGGAAAUCAUGCUUGCAGAAAAAUUUAGGAAAUCCUUCAGGUCUGCAGCAAUGACUUUUAUUAGUUUUUAUGAGGUUGACUUYUCGUUCGAUCGUCAAUUUUUAUGCAAAGGUCUUCAAGACUGUCAAGGAAUACUACAUCAACUGGUCCAAAGCCAUUUGACGCCGAAAUCACACGGKAGAAUCGAUCAUGUUUUUAACUAUUUUGGCGAUGGGGACUUGUUAGAACGUGUAUUUGAACCGGCGGGGCCGUUUCGAGGAAUACUCAAGAACAUGGUCGAUGGACUGAAUAAACUUAUGGAGGAUGGUAGCUUGUAAACAAUGCUGUUAACUGCUGUGCAAAUUAUAUUCUAGAAAGCAGAGAUCAGAGUGAAGUAUGGUGAUUUGUAAUGGUUUUUCAAGCAAAAGCACACUUCAAGGGGUGGGAUGUCAAAAUAUUUUCCUCARAAUGUCCAUUUCAUCUUUGCUGUGCACAAACAAAGAUUAUUCUCUUUUGAUCAAGGAAUUAGCGUGUAUAUCUUUUCUUAAAUCCUCUGUACAAAUAUCGAAAUAACUGUUCUUUAUGGCUAAAUCUAAGAGUGCUUCAUACUGGAGUCUUAAUUCUGAGAUAACUAUAGCUUUUAGGUAUCUGUUUACAACCCAUUUAGUCAAAUCCUGUUCAAUUCCCUUAAAUAUGUCGUUACAUUAAUAAGGGAUUUUAAGCUAAGUUAUUCAUUUAGAAGAAAUAGACCGAAGUUUACAUUUAAAAAUUAGGAAAUUUGUUCAAAAAUUGAAAUUUGUUAUGAUGCUUGUUGUGUUGUAACAGCUGCCUACAAUAGUGAAAUCCAUAUCACUUUUAUUUUGCAAGGCAAUGCUGAAUCACUGACAAUAGGUUAUGGCAUAUUUAACCAUCAAUGUUACAAGUCCUUAAUGGCUUGUCCUAAAGCAUCAACAUAAUACUCAAAAUUAACACAAGUGUAUUAUUUUCAAAAUCAGUAUUUUGGAUAUUUUGUUAUGAUGCAAAGCUUCAACUUCCAUUGCAAUAUCACGAUAAAUUGUCAUUUCAAAGUGUCUGGGAUGUGCUUAAACUUCAUCUGAAGUGAUAAAUCAUGUCCAUGACAAUAUUCAGUAUCUAAGGAAAAUUUCGUGGCUAGAAUCCAUUAUGCAUAAUGUACUUGACCAUAUCUUGAUUUCUUUAAUGUUGACAUCUAGAUAAAAAGGUUAAGAAUGUUUUCUCUUCAUAAAGUGGGCAAAAAGUUUACAGUUCAAGAGCGAACACCCACCAUUGAUCCAAUUUUGUUUAUUGAAGCUUAUUGUAAAAUACUUUAUGGAUGACAUAUGAUGUUAAUAUUAUUAUGAAAGAGUUUUCUUGAGAAGUAUGAAAUAUUGAUUAUUCAGUUACAGAGAAAAUUUUAAAGUCUAAAAUUAUCUUUCAUUUUUACAUAGAAAUCAAAUCUUAAUUUAUUGUGAGUAAUUUGUUCAAUCAACCUGAUUAAAAACUAUAUGCAAUA
Molecule: messenger RNA, 1892 nt
Organism: Exaiptasia diaphana
Lineage: Eukaryota; Metazoa; Cnidaria; Anthozoa; Actiniaria; Aiptasiidae
Product: tumor necrosis factor alpha-induced protein 8-like protein 1
Exons: 2
Coding region: 148-720 (190 amino acids)
Biological process (GO): regulation of apoptotic process
Cellular component (GO): cytoplasm
Source: RefSeq, a predicted model, not a curated record